This is a messenger RNA of Symbiodinium sp. CCMP2456, 1650 nucleotides long. NCBI's taxonomy places the organism in Eukaryota, Dinophyceae, Suessiales, Symbiodiniaceae. The record is from the annotation of a GenBank genome assembly.
AUGGCAGCGAGGCCGAUCCUCUGGCGGGUCCUACAAGACGAAAAUGGAUUGCUGCAGCAUUUAGCUGCCAUUCGACUGGUAGCAUUCCUUGAUCGUGAGCCUGCAGUGAGCAUGCUCGUGAAACGGCUGUACCGGAAGCUACAAGGCUACCAGCGGGGCUUUGCAGGCGUGCCAGCAGAGGAGCUUUCUCUGCUUGCCGUCGAGCUUCGGGCUGCACUUGUGGAGGGCUUGGAGUCCCUGGCUGGGUCGCAUCCGCAGCAGAUUCGAAGCGACCCCUUCGCUCCCAAAGGCAAGCUGCAGGUGCGUGUGGUGGCACAGCUUUGCUUGCAGAACCUGUCAAUGGACCUGUUGAAGGGGCCUGGCCUCAGUGCCGAUCCUUUCGCCUUGCUCGGCCAGCUAAAGCUGGACUACCAGUCGCCAGCGCCGCUGCCGGAUAUUCUGGACACCACUGCGCUGGAGGGAUACUCGGCCGUUUGGGCGCUUCUGCUUCGGCUCCGCUGUGGCAGCCAGGCGCUGCAGGAGGUCCACCAGCUUCCUCUCUUCGGCUUCGGCGGCCGCGGUGUUCAGCGCACGCCCCUUGCAGCCCUUCAGCGCAAGGUGGACCUGCUCCGUGCAGAACUCGGGCAUUUCCUGUCCUGUCUGGAGCACUAUGUCCACGUUGAUGUCCUGCAGAAGGAGUCGAUCAUCCUGGAGCGUCAGAUCCGAUCUUUAGUGAGCGAGGCGUUGGAGGGCCGGCUCGCCAGCGGAGCCAGAAGCGAGGAGCCUCCUCGCGCAGUGGACGUGCUUCAAAGAGUGCAGCAGAUGCACCGGCAGCAUCUCAGGCAAGUCUUGCAGGCUUGUCUGCUGAUUCCCGACCUGAGCACAGUUCUUGAAGAUCUGCAUCAGCUGCUGGCCAUGGGGGUCCGCCUCAAGGAUGUCCUCGAGCAAACGCUUCAGCAGCUUCAGGCCCUUGAGUCGGCAAGGCGCCGUCCCGCAGAAGUGAGUGCCGUGGAGCAGGCCCUGGAUGCAGCGCAAGCUUCUGCUGACCUUGCGGCUUCAGAGGGUUUGGAGCCCGAUGGUCAAGUUGCCGCCGCAGCCAGUGCAGCUGCCGAUGCUGCAGCCGCGCUGAACGUGCCGAUUGGAGCUCAACUCUCCAUUGCCGCGGUGGCAGCUGCCAAGAUUGCCAUCGACCUGGCGAUCUCCCAGGAUGAUGCUGCUGAUGCAGCGGCCUCGUGCACAGAGAGCAUCACUCAAUCUAUGGGGCAAGAUGCGGACACGAGGGCGCAAGCAGCAGACACUACAGCCAUUAUCACUGGGUAUUUGGUAGCAUCGCAUGCUGGCGAGGGCCCGAUCGCAGCGGGACUGGAAGCAGGCAAAGCCAUGAGAGCAGCAGGCAGUACUCCGCAAGAGCAGCUGUCGGCAGCUGCAGAUGCAGCCCUGCACGCCGCUUCCGCGGCCAAUCUGCCCAAGGAACUGCAGCUGGUGGCUGCAACCGCUGCCAUAGGUCGCACCGCGGCAGUGGGUCGCAUCCGAACCUCCAAAGACGAGUUUCGGAAGCUUAUCUUGCACCUUGCAGCGCAGUUGGCUGUUGCACUACCAAGCUACGGAGUGGACGAGGCGACGCUUGCGACGACAGCGGAGGCUGCAGCUGUGCAGGCCAGUACCAGUUAG